Molecule: messenger RNA, 8066 nt
Organism: Nyctereutes procyonoides (raccoon dog)
Lineage: Eukaryota; Metazoa; Chordata; Mammalia; Carnivora; Canidae
Gene: RAI1
Product: retinoic acid induced 1
Exons: 7
Coding region: 883-6579 (1898 amino acids)
Biological process (GO): regulation of transcription by RNA polymerase II; circadian regulation of gene expression
Cellular component (GO): nucleus
Source: RefSeq, a predicted model, not a curated record
GAGCGAGGCGGCGGCGGCGAGGGCGACAGCGAGCGGAGCAGGCCGCCCUGCCCGCCGCCCGAGCGCCGGCGCGAGGAGGGGGCGCCGCGGCCCACCUCCUUCCUGCCGGGCCGCCGCGCCCUGACCCCCAUGGCCGCCCGGGCCUGCGGGCCGCCAAGUCGCCGCGCCAGACCCAGGGCCCCCGAGUGCGAGCGAGCGAGCGAGCGAGCGCGGGCGCCGAGGAUCUCAUCUGGCCGCCGCGUUCUUGAAGAGGCGAGGGGGAGAGCGCGCGCGAGAGGAGGAGAGAGAGACGGCGCGGGGAAAGGGAGACGGCGAGACGCGCAGCGCCGGCGCCCGGGAGAUCCAGGAGGAGCCCGCAGAAAGCAGGACACAAACCGGGACGCAGACUUCAGCCCAGCCAAGAGGAGGCGUCGAUUGGCAGAAGUCCCCCCUAGUGACGAAUAAUAUACGUUCAUUGUGGAAAAUUCAGCAGAUAGACAAGAGUUGCAAGAAAAUAAGGCUCCCCUGGGAUCUUACCACCUACUGAUGGCCGGGUCACAUUUUGGGCCUAGUUGCUCCAGAACCAGGCAGUUAUACAUUUUUUAAGACAGAAGUGGCACCAUAUUCCUUCUGUAUCCCUGUGGUGACCUGCUUUUCUCACUUAAUGCAUCGGGAAUAGUUCCCCAUGUCCUCACAUAUCCAGGGGUGAAGUUUGCCAGGAGCUGAGCCACCCGGAGGGGACCCAGCUGACCUAGAAUGUUGGUGCUUGUUCCGGGGCAGAAGCCAUGGCUGUCCUGCUGCUGCACCCUGCACCCCGCACAGAGGCUAGCACCCAGUAGGUGCUGAAUGAAGAAUUAGAGAAAGAAGUGAGCACUCCAUCCCCAAAGAUAACCAGCCCGAGUCAUGCAGUCUUUUCGAGAAAGGUGUGGUUUCCAUGGCAAACAACAGAACUACCAGCAGACCUCACAGGAGACAUCUCGCCUGGAGAAUUACAGACAGCCGAGCCAGGCCGGGCUGAGCUGCGAUCGGCAGCGGCUGCUGGCCAAGGACUAUUAUAACCCGCAGCCGUACCCCGGCUACGAGGGCGGCAGCGCCGGCACACCGGCGGGCCCCGCGCGGGGCAGCAAGGGCCUGCCCUCCCAGCAGUCCCUGCAGGGCAGGCCGGCCUUCUCUGGCUACAGCGUGCAGGACAGCAGCCCGUACCCCGGCCGCUACUCGGGCGAGGAGAGCCUGCAGGCCUGGGGGGCCCCCCAGCCGCCGCCCCCCCAGCCGCAGCCCCUGCCAGGGGGCGUGGGCAAAUAUGAUGACAACUUGAUGAAAAAGGCCGCAGUGCCCCCUGGCAGGCAAUACCCAGAGCAGGGCGCCCAGCUGCCCUUUCGGACUCACUCCCUGCAUGUCCAGCAGCAGCUGCCACAGCCCCAGCAGCCCCUGGCAUACCCCAAACUCCAGAGGCAAAAACUGCAGAACGACAUGGCAUCGCCUCUGCCCUUCCCCCAGGGUGGCCACUUCCCCCAGCACUCACAGUCUUUCCCUGCUUCCUCCACCUACUCAUCCAGUGGCCAGGGGGGCCAGGGCAGCGGGCAGGGCACCCACUCCUACAAGAGCUGCACCGCACCAUCCACCCAGCCCCACGACAGGCCACUGGCCGCCAAUGCCAGCCUGGCCCCUGGGCAGCGGGUCCAGAACCUUCACGCCUACCAGUCUGGCCGCCUGAGCUACGAUCAGCAGAAGCAGCAGCAGCAGCAGCAGCAGCAGCAGCAGGCCCUCCAGAGCCGGCACCAUGCCCAGGAAACCCUCCAUUACCAAAACCUUGCCAAGUACCAACACUACGGGCAGCAGGGCCCGGGUUACUGUCAGCCGGACGCGGCCGUCAGGACUCCAGAGCAGUACUACCAGACCUUCAGCCCCAGCUCCAGCCACUCGCCCGCACGCUCUGUGGGCCGCUCGCCCUCCUACAGCUCCACCCCGUCACCGCUGAUGCCCAACCUGGAGAACUUUCCCUACAACCAGCAGCCACUCAGCACUGGGGCCUUCCCCGCGGGCAUCACGGACCACAGCCACUUCAUGCCCCUGCUCAACCCGUCCCCGACCGACGCUGCUAGCUCGGUGGACACCCAGGCUGGCAACUGCAAGCCGCUGCAGAAGGACAAGCUCCCUGAGAACCUGCUCUCGGACCUCAGCCUGCAGAGCCUCACAGCUCUGACAUCCCAGGUAGAGAACAUAUCCAACACCGUCCAGCAGCUGCUGCUCUCCAAGACCGCGGCGCCACAGAAAAAGAGCGUCAAGAACCUGGUGUCCAGGACACCAGAACAGCACAAAAGCCAGCACUGCAGCCCUGAGGGCAGCGGCUACUCAGCCGAGCCGGCCGGCACGCCGCUGUCUGAACCGCUGAGCAGCACGCCGCAGUCCACGCAUGCCGAGCCGCCCGAGGCCGACUACCUGAGCGGCUCCGAGGACCCGCUGGAGCGCAGCUUCCUCUACUGCAACCAGGCCCGCAGCAGCCCCGCCAGGGUCAACAGCAACUCCAAGGCCAAGCCCGAGUCAGUGUCCACCUGCUCCGUGACCUCCCCUGACGACAUGUCCACCAAAUCCGAUGACUCCUUCCAGAGCCUGCACAGCACCCUGCCGCUCGACAGCUUUUCCAAGUUUGUGGCAGGUGAGCGGGACUGCCCGCGGCUGCUGCUCAGCGCCCUGGCCCAGGAGGACCUGGCCUCUGAGAUCCUCGGGCUGCAGGAGGCCAUUGGCGAGAAGGCUGAUAAGGCCUGGGCCGAGGCGCCCAGCCUGGCCAAGGACGCCAGCAAGCCUCCCUUCUCGCUGGAGAACCACAGCGCCUGCCUGGACUCAGUGGCCAAGAAUGCGUGGUCACGGCCAGGGGAGCCAGAGGCCCUGCCUGAGUCCUUGCAGCUGGACAAGGGUGGCAGCGCCAAGGACUUCAGCCCAGGGCUGUUUGAAGACCCUUCUGUGGGCUUUGCCGCCCCUGACCCCAAGAAGACAACCGGGGCCCUCUCUUUCGGCACCAAGUCUACCCUCGGGGCAGCCACGGCAGACCCCGCCGCAGCCGCUUUUGACUGCUUCCCGGACACGACCACCGCCAGCUCGGCGGACAGCGCCAACCCCUUUGCCUGGCCCGAGGAGAACCUGGGGGAUGCGUGUCCCCGGUGGGGCCUGCACCCCAGUGAGCUCACCAAGGGCCUGGAGCAGGGUGGGAAGGCCGCGGAUGGCGUGGGCAAGGAGAGUGCCCACGAGGCUUCGGCCUGCCCAGGCUUCCAGGAGGAGGAGCCCCCGGGGGAGAAGGCCACUGUGCCUCGGGACUCGGAGCAGGAGGAGGCGGGCGGGGUGAAGGAGGAGGUGGGUGGGCUGCUGCAGUGCCCCGAGGUGGCCAAGGCCGACCGGUGGCUGGACGACAGCCGCCACUGCUGCUCUGCCACCGAUUUUGGGGACCUGCCCCUACUGCCUCCCACCGGUCGGAAAGAGGACCUGGAGGCGGAGGAGGAGUACUCCUCCCUGUGUGAGCUCCUGGGCAGCCCUGAGCAGAGGCCUGGCCUGCAGGACCCGCUGUCGCCCAAGGCCCCACUGAUGUGCACCAAGGAGGAAGCAGAGGAGGUGCUGGACAGCAAGACUGGCUGGGGCCCCCCGUGCCACCUCUCUGGGGACUCUGUCAUCUUGCUGGGCCCGACUGUGGGCGCCGAGUCAAAGGUCCAGAGCUGGUUUGAGUCCUCCCUGUCCCACAUGAAGCCGGGCGAAGAAGGCCCUGACAGUGUGCUAGCUCCGGGGGACUCAGCCACCCUGGCCCCGGAUGCCUCCCUGGCCCAGAAGCCGAACAAGCCUGCUGUGCCCGAGGCCCCCAUUGCUAAGAAAGAGCCCGUGCCACGCGGCAAAAGCUUACGGAGCCGGCGGGUACAUCGGGGUCUGCCCGAGGCCGAGGACUCCCCAUGCAGGGCUCCAGUGCUGCCCAAAGACCUCUUGCUCCCUGAAUCCUGCACAGGGCCCCCACAGGGGCAGAUGGAGGGAGCAGGAGCCCCAGGACGGGGGGCCUCGGAAGGGCUCCCCAGGAUGUGCACGCGCUCUUUCACCGCCCUGAGCGAGCCCCGCACACCCGGGCCCCCAGGCCUGACCACCACACCUGCCCCCCCGGACAAACUGGGAGGCAAGCAGCGAGCCGCCUUCAAGUCUGGCAAGCGGGUGGGCAAGCCAUCACCCAAGGCGGCGUCCAGCCCCAGUAACCCGGCCGCCCUGCCGGUGGCCUCGGAUAGCAGCCCCAUGGGCUCCAAGACCAAGGAGACAGACUCUCCCGGCACCCCGGGCAAGGACCAGCGCUCUAUGAUCCUGCGGUCCCGCACCAAAACCCAGGAGGUGUUCCACUCCAAGAGGCGGCGGCCCUCAGAGAGCCGGCUCCCCAACUGCCGAGCCACCAAGAAGCUCCUGGCCAACAACCACCUGCCGGCCACGUUCAAGGUCUCGGGCAGCCCCCAGAAGGAGGGCAGGGCCGGCCAGCGGGCAAGGGUCCCCAAGCCAGGGGCGGGCAGCAAGCUCUCCGAUCGGCCCCUCCAUGCGCUCAAAAGGAAGUCGUCCUUCCUGGCGCCUGUCCCCACCAAGAAGCGGAACCUGGUCUUACGGAGCGGCAGUGGGGGGGACGUGAAGGAGGAGGGGGCCGAGGACCCCUCCAGCCUCUUCAAGAGGAUGUCUUCUCCCAAGAAGGCUAAGCCCCCCAAGGGCAACAGUGAGCCCGCUGUGAAGCCCCCACCCCCAGAGGCCCCCGACGCCUGCCUGAAGCUGGCCUCAAGGGCGGCCUUCCAGGGGGCGAUGAAGACCAAGGUGCUUCCGCCCCGGAAGGGCCGCGGCCUGAAGCUGGAGGCCAUCGUGCAGAAGAUCACCUCGCCCAGCCUGAAGAAGUUUGCGUGCAAAGCGCCGGGGGCCCCUCCGGGUAACCCUGUGAGCCCAGCUCUCCCUGAGAAGGACCGUGGGCUCAAGAGUGCCGGGGGCAGCCCAGUUGGGGCAGGAGAAGGUCUCUUAAAUGUGGGCGCUGGGCAGAAGCUCCCAGCAGCCCCUGGGGCCGACCUGUUAUGCAGAAAUCCGACCAACAGAUCCUUAAAAGGCAAACUCCUAAACAGUAAGAAACUGUCCUCGACUGACUGUUUCAAAACUGAGGCCUUCACGUCCCCGGAGGCCCUGUUGCCUGGGGGGACUGCCCUGGCGCCUAAGAAGAGAAGCCGGAAAGGCAGGGCUGGAGCCCUUGGACUCCCCAAAGGUCCCCUGGAGAAGCGGCCCCAUCUAGGCCCGGCUCUGCUCCUGACCCCCCGAGACAGGGCCAACGGCGCUCAGGGGGGUGGGGAGGACAGCUCUGGUGGAGGAGGCAAGAAGCCAAAGACGGAGGAGCUGGGCCUGACCUCCCAGUCCCCUGAGGGCCGGCCCUGUCAGCCCCAGACAAGGGCACAGAAGCAGCCAGGCCAUGCCAACUACAGCAGCUAUUCCAAGCGAAAGCGACUCACCCGGGGCCGGGCCAAGAACACCACCUCCUCACCCUGUAAGGGCCGUGCCAAGCGGCGGCGGCAGCAGCAGGUGCUGCCCCUGGAUCCUGCAGAGCCUGAAAUCCGCCUCAAGUACAUUUCCUCCUGCAAGCGGCUUCGAGCGGACAGCCGCACCCCAGCCUUCUCACCCUUUGUGCGGGUGGAGAAGCGAGACGCGUUCACCACCAUAUGCACUGUUGUCAAUUCCCCAGGGGAGGAGCCCAAGCCCCACAGGAAGCCUUCCUCCUCUGCCUCCUCUUCCUCAUCCUCAUGCUCGUUCUCCUUGGAUGCGACCGGGGCCUCCUUGGCCACGCUCCCUGGAGCCUCUGUCCUGCAGCCACGGCCCUCCCUGCCCCUCUCUUCCACCAUGCAUCUGGGGCCCGUGGUCUCCAAGGCCUUGAGUACCUCUUGCCUUGUUUGCUGCCUCUGCCAAAACCCGGCCAACUUCAAGGACCUCGGGGACCUCUGUGGGCCCUACUACCCCGAACACUGCCUCCCCAAAAAGAAGCCAAAACUCAAGGAGAAGGUGCGGCCGGAGGGCACCUGCGAGGAGGCCUCGCCGCCCCUCGAGAGAACACUCAAAGACCUCGAGUGUGUGGCCGCCACCGGCGCCACCGCCGCUGGCAAACCCCCGAGGCCCGAGGGCCCGGCCGACCCCGCCAAGCAGGGCUCACUGCGCACCAGUGCCCGGGGCCUGUCGCGGCGGCUACAGAGCUGCUACUGCUGUGACGCUCGGGGGGACGGUGGCGAGGAGGCAGCCCCGGCCGACAAGAGCCGCAAGCACGAAUGCAGCAAGGAGCCACUGGCUGAGCCCAGCGGGGACACCCAGGAGCACUGGGUGCACGAGGCCUGCGCCGUGUGGACGGGCGGGGUCUACCUGGUAGCUGGGAAGCUCUUUGGGCUGCAGGAGGCCAUGAAGGUGGCCGUGGACAUGACCUGUUCCAGCUGCCAAGAAGCCGGGGCCACCAUCGGGUGCUGCCACAAAGGAUGCACCCACACCUACCAUUACCCGUGUGCCAGCGAUGCGGGUUGCAUAUUCAUGGAAGAGAACUUUUCUUUGAAGUGUCCCAAACAUAAGAGGCUGCCGUUGUAAUCGACCCCAACGGCCAGAGAAGCCGCCGAAGCCCGCCUGCCGCCCGCCCGCCGCCGCCGAGGAGAGGAGCCGCCUGCGCAGCCCCUGGGCCUUUGAGCUGCUCCCAGCGCGGGUCCAGAGCCGAUCCUUGAUCCGGAUUCCGGAUCUUGGAUCUGGCCGCCUAGAGCUGAAACUUGCGGUCCCGGGUUGGGAAGAAAACACGUUCCGGAGCCGCCUGCUCCCGGAACAGGACGACACAGGGCGUUCCCGCCCACACCCCGGGCCAGGCUUGGAGAGGGGGAGCCCGCGGAGCGGCCAGACUCCUUGGGGCACCCAGGCUCCGGCGGGGAUUGGAGACGCCUUUAACCUGGGGACACGCUUCUCCCCUGGCGGUUCCAAGACGACGUGGCACACAUUCCACGUGGGUGCUGCCGCCGCCGCAGCCGGCGUGGCCUGCAGCUGGGCGCCCUGGGGGUGGGGGUGGGGGUCCGAAGGGCCCCAGAAGUGGCGGAGGGCGGCUCCAGGCUCCGAGGCGAGGGGUGGGGGUGGGGAAGGAGCCCCAGCCUUUCUGGAGAGGACUAGGCCGGCCGCGUAGGGUAGGAGGCCGGGGGCUUGGGAAGGAACCUUUCCAAUCGCGUGCCAGCGCCCUUUCCCACCCGCCCAGCCUCGGCCACCACUUGGCGUGGGUUGGGCAGAGCCGGGGAAGUCCCAGACCCAUGCUCAGGGGGUGCGGGCUCCCCGGGGGUGGGCGGGGCUGGGGCACCCCCUUGGCUUGUGUCGUCCCCUUUCCAGUCCUCCGCCCCACCCCUGGAGCGCCCCCCCCAACACGAAGGAAAGGAGUGGCGAGCAGAGCGCGCCUCCGGUGGACGCGUGACCAUCCCUCUGCAGGACCACCCGUCUCCGGGGACCGCAGCGCCCACUCGGCACGGGAGCAGAGACAGCGCUAGAUUCGUGUACAAACCUGUGUACCCCUCUAUAUAUAUGUUACAUAGAAUGUAUAUAUGUUGGGAACAUGCUCGCUUCUCCCGUGUGUCGCCGCCGCCACGCGUCGUGCGUCCCUCAGCACGGGGCCCUUGCCGGGAAGGGGGCCGCGGCGAUGCCCGCCUUCCCCAUGCAGCCACCGCGGGCCCAAGCCAGUCCCCGCCAGUCCGUCCGCCUGUCCGUCCGUGUCCUCAGCUCUGUCCACGCUUCGAUAGGCCUGACGCAGCCCCCAGACCGGGGCCGCCCUAGCAACUUCCUGUACAUAUGACUGUAAAAUGGUAAACGUGUGUAUUAUAUCUGGCCUCGUUAUAUAGUGUAUAUAUAUGUAUACAUAUACAUAUAUAUAAUAUAUAUGAAGACUGUAAAUGUUAAGACGACUAGUGUUCUUAUUAGUAUAUUGCUUCACACUGAAGAUUGUGUGUAUCGAGCUGUUUCUAAAAGAUGUUUAUUUUCCUUAAGAGUAAAAAACAGUCAUUGCAUUCAGAAAAAAAAAAAAAGUCAAUAAAGAUACAACGAUUGUUUUGGAA